Molecule: messenger RNA, 195 nt
Organism: Dentiscutata erythropus
Lineage: Eukaryota; Fungi; Glomeromycota; Glomeromycetes; Diversisporales; Gigasporaceae
Source: the annotation of a GenBank genome assembly
AUGAGCUACGGAGAAAUUGGAAACGAAAUAUACAUAAGAGUUUUCCAAGAAUAUUUUAACAAAUAUCCAAACCCACCAUCAGAUGAACAUAAAAUAAAACUACAAGAAAAACUUAAAGAAUUUGAUCAAAAAAUCGAAGAAUAUUUAAAUGGAAACUUAACAACCAAAAGAACUUCUAUACAAGAAGAAAAACGA